UCUGAAUACAUAAUACACGGAAAAGUACUUGAUACUUGCUACAGAAGUCGAAGCCCAAAAUAAAAAUAGCCUGUUGCAAGAGCUUGUUGCCACUUGGAGAGCUAGGAGCCCUCGUACUCUAACGUCCAAAGUGGAUGGUUAGAUGAUCUGUGGUUUGUGUCGUUUACGGUUCUGUAAUCCACAAGGAACCCGAAAGCCAUGCAUUUACCAACGCUGUCUGCGCUUAAAUUUUCCCCUCAGUUUAAACUUUCACAGAACCGGUGAAGAGGAGACCAUAGGGUGUGGUGGAUAACAAGAAUACGGAGGCGAAGCAUUAGAAACCAGUGAAGAAGAGGACAACAAAUUAUGAUGGAUGACAAGAAUAUAAAUUGGAUUGAAAAAGCAUCAUAAGACGAUUAUAAUGGGUAACAAGAAUAGUUAGGAGAAACCAUCAGAAGAAGACGACAGCACACUCAGAAAGUUUACAUUCUUGCACGAUGGCCCAACUUGAAGUCAGCAGAAAAUAUGCCGAGACCCCAACCCCGAAAACUCCUAAAGCUCAAUCCCUCACCUUUGAGCAACUCCUUCAAGAUGAUGAAGCUUCAUGGCAACAUAGUACCUCACCGACUCUUGCAAGGAACCACUACCACGAUGAAGAUUUGAGUCCCCAUAAUAAUAAGAAAUCAGUUUUGACUAAAGUCAAGGAGAGAGCUAGGAAAUUGCGCCAGUCAUUCAGCGGAAAGAAGAAGCAUGACGAUGAGAAUCAUGAAACCCCGGACGGCAACACUACACCGCCUUGGGGUGUUAGUUUGGACGACUCCUAUGAUGAUGAAGAAGAUGAAGAUGCUGAGUAUCUUGGAGCUCCAAGUAUCCUCUAUCUAUGGCCCUUCAUGAUAUACUUAUUCUUUGUUCAGACGUUUAAUCUAAAUAUAAAACAUUAUAAAUGCACUAUAAUAUACGUUUGUCCUGAUUUUGGCUUCAUUUCAUUAAGAAUAUUUCUACCUGCAUUUUCAGUGUAUGAAUCAGAGCUAGCACCUGAAAUUUAUAGAGAAACUGCAAGGCAACAUCCAAGAGCAGAUCCAGUUGUUUCUGAGAAGCACCUUUUCCCAACCAGCAUCAAACACGAAGAUGGAGAUGAAGGGAAAGAUAAGGCUGCUGCUGUAAGCAAGACCAUCACUGAAACCGUGUCUGAGAAACUCGCACCAGCAUAUGCUAAGGUCAGCGAUGCCACUCAAUUAAUUGCUUCCAAGAUUGCAGGGUUGACUAUUUCAAGCCCUGAGGACCAAGAGAAACAUGCAAAUCCGGAUACGGAGCAUCUUCCUGCUGACGAUGUCAAGAAUAUUGACAGGAGCUCCGAGAUUAGAGAACAUCUGGGUAAUUGGAGCCCACAAAAGUGGGACAAAGGUGUUUCUGUGAAGGAGUAUUUCAUGAACAAGAUCGAGCCUGGAGAAGAUGACAGAGCACUUUCUCAGGCCAUAUCUGAGGCAAUAAGUCCAAGAAAGAGUCCUCGUGAUAUGGGCAUGGUGGAAAAAGUGCGAGAAGCUGUAACUUCAUUUCUUCGACAUGAUGAACACCCUCACUCUGCUUCAAAAGGCUCUGUUGCAGAACCCUCCACGGAGAAAAUCAAGGGAACAAAUUUUUCUCAAAACGUUCCCGUUUCUACUACCAAAACAGAAGCUUCACCUCCACAGCCAAACCUCAAGUCUCUUGGUGAGAGCACUGUGGAAAAACUCCACAGGGACCCAAGCAAGGCAACAAGUUUGUCAUCUAAUAAUCCGGUUUCCCCACCAAAUUCCCUCUCUUCAGUCAAUGUAAAUUCGUCUCCGGUCACCAUGUCCCCCAGGGCAAUCUCUAGGGAAGAACCAUCCAAGGAGACAAUUAAACCGGCGAAUUUGUCAUUAAAUCUUCCCAAUUCUACCAAGAAAGGGGUUCCACCACCAAAUUCCAACUCUUCUACCAGUGCACACACGCCUUCACAUGCCCCCAUCUCCCCAGGUGCAAAUUUUAUGGAACAACCCAGGAACGAGAGAGCAAAGGCAGCAAACUUGUCGCCACAAGUUCCCCUUUUUAUCAGGACCGAAGUUCCACCACUCAAUUCUAUCUCUUCUACCAAUGCAAGUUCAUUGUCACAUGUUUCCAGCCCCCGUGGCGCAAGUUCUAAAGGAAAACCAUCCAGGGAGACGAUGAAAGCGGAAUAUUUGAUAUCACACAAUCCCCUAUGGAUCAAAACAGAAGUUCCAUCACCAACUUCCACCUCUUCUGCCAAUGUAAAUCCGUCGUCAUACUUCCCCCUCUUCCGCAGCACAAGCUUAACGCCUCAGGUCCCUGUCUUCCACAGCGCAAGUUCAUCUCCCCUCGUUCCAGUCUCUACUAAUGCCCAAGAAGAUCUUGAGGAGCAAACUCAUGGAAGAAUACUUCAAGCCAACUGAAGACCAACUCUUGGUCAGGUGCAAAUUGAUUACCAGCUAUUUCCUGAAUCUCCUUUAGUGGGACCUUGUGCAAUCAUAAGCUGGUCAACCAGAAAUAAGUUGCUUUUACAGCACCAUUAGUAGGAAUUUUGUACCCAUUAGUACUGAUGGAUCUGCCAUUUUAGUCCGAAAUUAGUUACAUUAUUGGUCACUGCAGAUGUGUCUGCAUUCUUAAUUAGGUCUGUAGGCCAAGUUGUUUAGACAAAUAGACAACAAGAGGACUUCAGCCGAUGUGGGUUCUUUGUUGUGAUAAUUGCAUCUGUGCUGUAUAAUCAUCCUUUGAAGUGAAUGAUUUCAUCUUAAAGUGACACAGAAUCGAAUUACUAUUCAUUGCCUAAAUAAAAAGCAUAAGAUUGUCGGGGAA
Coffea arabica (coffee) is the source of this 2811-nucleotide messenger RNA. RefSeq lists its product as uncharacterized. Gene Ontology annotation, biological process: response to abscisic acid. Lineage: Eukaryota; Viridiplantae; Streptophyta; Magnoliopsida; Gentianales; Rubiaceae. The record is from RefSeq and is a predicted model, not a curated record.